Durio zibethinus is the source of this 1683-nucleotide messenger RNA. The record is from RefSeq and is a predicted model, not a curated record. Lineage: Eukaryota; Viridiplantae; Streptophyta; Magnoliopsida; Malvales; Malvaceae.
AUGCCAUUUACUGAAAUCUUUGUCGUCGAGCAAAACCAAAUUACUGGACAAUUGCCGGUUUCAAUAUCAAAUUCCUCAAAUCUUAUGGAUUUUGAUGUUUCAACAAACAAACUUAGUGGAAACUUGCCCUCAUUUGGAAGCUGGAUAAACUAUCAUGAUUUUUGGUAUACGACAACCAUUUUGGAAAUGGGGAAGCAACUGGGAUUCAAAAUGUUCAUCAAUUUGGAGUUGCUAGAGUCAUCACACAACCUGCUAUCAGGUUCCAUUCCCCUUGUUAUUGGGAGGCUACAGAAGUUGAAAAUAUUUUAUGCUGGUCGUAAUUAUUUUCUCUCAGGGGCUAUUCCCCCUUCUAUUGGAAAUUUGACAAUGUUAAUAGAACUUGUUUUAGAUGGUAACAAUAUUCAAGGAAACAUUCCUUCAAGUCUAGACUUACCAUCGAACCAUUUAACUGGUGUACUUCCUGAUGAAAUAGGAAAUCUGAAAAAUCUGGGUGGAUUGUCUGUUUCUCGAAACAAGUUAUCUGGUUCGCUUCCAAACAAUCUGGGUAGCUGUUAUUUAAAUUUAUCUUUCAAUGAUUUCGAGGGCAUGAUACCAAGUGAAGGAGUCUUCAAGAAUGCAACUGCUACAUUCGUUGAUGGAAAUAGUAAGCUUUGUCGAGGUAUCCCCCCGUUACACUUGUCCAGAUGUAGCUCGUACACGUCCACCAAAAGAUCAAACAUUUCUCUUCAAUUAAAAAUUGCUGUUGCUUUUGUAAUUUUAGAAGUGGCUUUGGUAUUCUCUUUUUCCCUCAUUUUGUGGUUUAGAAAUAAGAAAGAGCAGCCAACAGCAACUUGUGCAGAAAAUUCACUUUUAUCAUAUCGAAGCAUCCUAAAGCCUACUGACGGAUUCUCCUCCCAAAAUUUGGUUGGUUCAGGCAGCUUUGGUUCUGUACACAAAGGAAUUCUUCAAGAGAGUGGAGUAGUUAUUGCCGUUAAGGUACUCAAUCUUCUGAAUCGUAGUGCUUCCAGGAGUUUCUUAGCUGAAUGUGAAGCCUUGAAGAACAUUAGACAUCGGAAUCUUGUCAAGGUAUUAACUGCUAUUUCAGGUGUCGAUUAUCAGGGCAAUGAUUUUAAAGCACUGGUAUAUGAGUUCAUUGAAAAUGGAAGUUUGGAGGAUUGGUUGCAUCCAUCUGCUGACAGGCUUAACCAUUUUUCUAAUCAGUCAAGCUCUCUUGGAUUAAGAGGAACUAUUGGUUAUGCUCCACCAGAAUAUGGCAUAGGAAACGAGUUGUCAACAAAAGGUGAUGUGUAUAGCUAUGGCAUUCUCUUGCUAGAGAUGUUUAAGACGAGAAGGCCGACUGAUGAAAUGUUCAAAGAAGGUUUCAGCCUUUACAAAUUUGUUAUGGCUGCUUUGCCAGAACGGGUGGCUGAGAUUAUAGAUCCCAUUUUUCUGCAGGAGGGAGUCAGAGGAGAAAUUGAUAGACAUCUUCAAUGCUGGAUUUCAAUAUUUGAAAUAGGACUCACUUGCUCAGCUGAAUCACCGAGUGAGCGGAUGAACAUGAGUAACGUUGUUGCCAAGCUUUGUUCUAUUAGAGACAAGAUUCAUCCAACCCGAAUACGUCAUGAGGGCCAAACUCUAUAUGCUGGUCAAUCAGCAGGACUUCCAAUUUCUGCUAAAAACAUUUUCUUAGAGAAAAGAAAAUAA